This is a messenger RNA of Rhododendron vialii, 1839 nucleotides long. RefSeq lists its product as uncharacterized. The coding region runs from base 125 to 1702 and encodes 525 amino acids. The transcript has 4 exons. NCBI's taxonomy places the organism in Eukaryota, Viridiplantae, Streptophyta, Magnoliopsida, Ericales, Ericaceae. Gene Ontology annotation, molecular function: zinc ion binding. The record is from RefSeq and is a predicted model, not a curated record. Gene Ontology annotation, biological process: regulation of DNA-templated transcription.
CUAUAACUAAACCCUUAGCUUGAAAUUCUCUCUCUCUCUCUCUCUCUCUCUCUCUCUCUCUCCAACCAAGUCCAGUUACGGUUCGCCAAAGGAAGAUUAUUCCUGGUUGCACUGUUCUACUGCAAUGGAGACAAAGAGUUCUUAUACUAAUGCUGUUGCUUUGGAAAGAAUUUUCUGCACUAUGAAGGAAGUCCUGGUGGUUGUGAAUGUCGUAGUUGCUGAGAAAUGCCUUUAUUGGCUCCUAUUGGUGAUUGGGUCCCUGUCUUAUGAUUUGUUGCCAGAAGUGAAGCACAAUGAUGAGAGGUUUCCGAUUGUUAACAGAGUGAGAGAGCCUGAUGUUCAAAAUGAUGAUGCUGGUAAAAGUGAAGGUCAUGAUGUUCAUGAGAAAUGUGAUUCUGAUGAUCAUGAUGUCGACGACAUGUCCAUAGGUGGCGGGAGCGAUGAUGGUGACGGGGAUCCCGAUGAUGAUAAUGAUGACGAUGAUGGGACAAAUGAUGAAAGGGGAAGUAGCGAUGGAGAUGAGGAUGGUGAUGAUGGGAACUCGGAAGAUGACUAUGAUGAAGAAGAUGAUGGAGAAGAAUACGAAGAUGAGGAGGAGGAGGAGGAGGAGGGCGAGAUAGAAAUGUCAGUGGAUACAACAGAAUCAGAAUACGAUGAUGACACAGAUGACGAACCUGGCUAUGGUUCUUUGCUGAGGCAUGCAAGGGAAGUUUAUGCAUCAACUAAUUUCUUCAUAUUUGAAAAUGAAUACAAGAAGUCAAAAACUCUAGAUGUUGACGUGAGCAAUGAGGACCAUGAUGAAAGAGGGUUAAUCUUUGAAUACACACUUCAGAAGACUGGGCACAAGUUUAGAGAACACACUGUUACUGCACUGCCACUUGAUGGAAUAAUAAAUUGUAGUUGCAAGUACUUCGAUUUAGUCGGAAUCUUAUGCUGUCACGCGAUAACAGUUCUUGGAUGCUUGCGCAUUGAGAAGAUUCCCAAUCCUCAUAUAUUAAAGUGGCAGACGAAAAAAGGCAAUCAGUUGAUGGGUGCUGGAAGCAUUAAGAAAUCGGGUUCUAAGGACGAGUUGGACAUGUAUACUAAGCGUGUUAGUAUCCCUCCAUUGAGGCACGCAGGGGACGUUUAUCUGGCAAACAUCUUUCCUAUGUCUCAAGAAACUUUUAAGAGAUCAGAAUAUCUAUCUGUUGAAACCGUCCGUGACACUAUUAGUGAUGGAGAGCUAAUUUAUGAUGGUGAGGCAAGAAAGCACAAGCAGUCCAGAUGCCAUGUUGAUGCCCCUCUGUUGAGGUUUACAAGGGAUAUCUACACAUCGAAUGUCUUUUCCAUGUUUCGCGAAGAAUACAAGAAGUCGGAGCACCUAUUUGUUAUGUUUAUCCACCAGACUUUUGAUGAUAUGGGGCUGUGUUUUGUGUGUGAAGUAAGAAAGCCUAGGCACUCUAGAUCUCAUAUAGUUCUUGCAGAAGCAAAUAAGGGGUUGGUGAAGUGUAGCUGCAAGGGGUUUGAGAAUACUGGGAUUUUAUGCUGCCAUGCACUUGCAGUCCUGGACUGCUUAUUCAUAGAGAGGGUUCCACCAAGAUACCUUUUGGAGGAGUUCAUGAAAAAUCCAGGGAUCGGUCUGGUGGAAAAAGAUAUUCAUGGAGAGAAAUAUCCCGAAUUGGAACGUUUCUUCCGUUGGUUAACUUUGCGUUACGGUGUCUAAUAGUUUUGGCCAAAAAGGCUGUCCUCGGGAUGAUUGAAUCAUUGAUCACACUAGGAAUUAGAGGCAAAACGGGGUCAAUCCGUCUUCAUCUCAAUCGCAGCUUCGCACAUCUUGGGUAGAAACUUCAUUGAGAUUUU